AUGUCGGACGUGGAGCAGGCGCAGCCUGAUCCGGACACCGUACCAUUAACAUUCGAUAACAAAGUCGGCGGAACUCCUUUGAAUCAUCAAUAUAAUGGGCCCUACAAGGUUUCAGAGCACAUUCUUUGGGCACCACGGAAGCUCAGGGUUGCUUGCAUCGGUGCUGGAGCUUCUGGACUGACCCUGUGUUACAAGAAAGAGAAGGAGUUUGGCGAGAGCAUUGAUCUCGUCGUAUACGACCAGGAGAUUCAGAAGUACUAUCAAUCCUUUGCCGAAGAGUGCGGCUUCGUUGAAAAGUACAUCAAACUACGCCAUGAGGUCGUGCAGACGACCUGGAACGAAGAGACCAGCCAGUGGAUCCUGGACAUUGAUGAGCUGCUUGACAAUGGCGAAAAAAGACGGUUCCAAGACAAAGUUGACUUUCUAGUCGCCAGUAUCGGCAUCAUGAACACCUGGAAAUGGCCAGACAUUCCCAACCGGGAAGCCUUCAGAGGCAAGAUGAUGCAUUCAGCAGCGUACGAUACGUCUGUGAACCUGAAGGACAAGUCGGUCAUAGUAAUUGGCUCCGGAGCUUCCGCCGUACAAAUUGUUCCUGCGAUUCAACCAGAUGCGAAGAAAGUGACAUCUUUCUAUCGCACGCCGCAAUGGGUCAGUGGUGGUGUACCCCUCGAGGGCUACACGGAAAGCGGCCAGAACUUCUCGUAUACGAAAGAACAGAUUGAAGCAUUUCAAAACGACCCAAAGCUUCAUCUAGAACAUCGCAAGAAGAUGGAAGACAGCAUCAUCAAAGGGUUCCCCUUUAACAUUCUUAACCACCCUAUCCAAACUUUUGGCCGCGAGGCGGCUCUCACCUAUCUCUGUAGGGUGAUUCGGAAGAUCCAAGUCGACAAUAUUCGAUCGAUCGACGUCAAGGCUGAGGUUCUGGAAGAAUAUAACGAGCACGUACACGAAUGGCUGAAAAGAAGUGUUUGGGCUGGUGGCUGUCGCUCUUGGUACAACCAAGGGAAGCCAGACGGGAAGGUUAUCGCCCACUAUCCUGGCUCCCUGGUUCAUUGGCGCUUGAUGACGAACCAGCCCAGAUGGGAGGACUACAACAUCAAAUAUCGAAGUCGAAACCGAUUUGAAUUCAUGGGUAACGGGUUCACUGACAUUGAGGUGGACAACAAAGACGUGUCCUGGUAUUUGAACCCCGAGGAGAUUGAGAAGCCAUUGUUCACUUCUUUGAAUCCUGUCUAG
This is a messenger RNA of Colletotrichum chrysophilum, 1236 nucleotides long. RefSeq lists its product as uncharacterized. The transcript has 5 exons. The record is from RefSeq and is a predicted model, not a curated record. NCBI's taxonomy places the organism in Eukaryota, Fungi, Ascomycota, Sordariomycetes, Glomerellales, Glomerellaceae. Bases 1 to 1236 code for a protein of 411 amino acids. Gene Ontology annotation, molecular function: NADP binding; N,N-dimethylaniline monooxygenase activity; flavin adenine dinucleotide binding.